Talaromyces rugulosus is the source of this 840-nucleotide messenger RNA. RefSeq lists its product as uncharacterized. Lineage: Eukaryota; Fungi; Ascomycota; Eurotiomycetes; Eurotiales; Trichocomaceae. The transcript has 3 exons. Bases 1 to 840 code for a protein of 279 amino acids. The record is from RefSeq and is a predicted model, not a curated record.
AUGAAUUCCUCCACCAAUACACCGCAGCACUCGAGCAGUCGAUCAAAAGAAACGGCAGACAGCCUGCUGCAGUCGUUUCAAAGCUACGAUCCACGAAAACGACCAGCUACUGCUCGCCGUCCCUCGAUGCCUCCCUAUCCAACAACCCCUGGAAGUCAGGCUGAGGCUACUGGAAAUAACCAGACCAACUCACAGAAAAGCCCUCCAGCCACACCAAAAGCCACAGAAGCCAACUCUGCCGGGAAGCAGUCGACCCCUACCCCCAAAACCAGCAAACGACCACUGCGUACUCCCUUCUAUGAUGGCAGCAGUUCAGACGAGAGCACCAACACUCACAACCAUGACUCGGGGGUAAAACGUCCACGACAUCCUACGGCAGCCACCAGGCAGCCUGACCGGUUGUCCGUCGAGAACGGCAGAAAUAGCCCGCUGUUCUUUCCAGACACUGUGCAAGACCAACCAAUGUCGGCCGAGAAGCUCCCUAUAACUCUCCCAAAGAAACCCCCUCCCACUGAGACUCCACAAGCUUGGCCACCGACCAGUUCUGCCUCUGCUGUGCAAGACAGUGACCGUCAAAGCGUUGUUCACAGGCUGUCGACCGAAAACAAGCGUGUGGCAAACGACCUCGCCCAGAGGAACAGCGCCUUUCUAGAAACCUUUCCCGCAGGAGGAAACGCCUAUUUCGAGGCCAGGCUGGACGCGAUCACCAAGGAAAUCGUUGCUUUGCAUCAGCAGAAAGUCGACGCUGUCAAGGCCGAAUACAUUGAGAAACUACAAAAGGAAAUGAGCGAAUGUCAGAAGAUGAUCAGCAUGUUGCAAAAGGCAGAAGAGGGGUCGUGA